GCAGAUCCGAGUGCCUCAGUAUACCACCUACUGUAUCGUCGAAGCUAGAGCAGAGAUCACCAUCGACGAUGGUCAUGAUUGGGAUUUCGAAGAUGGCGGGCAAGAGCUGGCAGGAGGCGAAGCUGAUGUGGCACAUCGCGUUCCCCGUGAUCCUCACCAUCGUGUGCAAUUUCUCCAUCGGCUUCGUCACCUCCGCCUUCGCUGGGCACGUCGGUGAUGUCGAGCUCGCCGCCGUGACGGUCUCCAAGAACGUCAUCGAGGGCUUCGCCUACGGAGUUCUGUCGGCCUGGAAGCAGAGGAAUCAUUCCUGAUGACGGUGAAGGGGUGAAGGUACUCCAUCGCUUCCGAUCAUAAUAACCUAAUUUCU
Lolium rigidum is the source of this 367-nucleotide messenger RNA. Its product is annotated as protein DETOXIFICATION 33-like. The record is from RefSeq and is a predicted model, not a curated record. NCBI's taxonomy places the organism in Eukaryota, Viridiplantae, Streptophyta, Magnoliopsida, Poales, Poaceae. Gene Ontology annotation, cellular component: membrane. Bases 69 to 311 code for a protein of 80 amino acids. The transcript is spliced from 2 exons. Gene Ontology annotation, molecular function: transmembrane transporter activity.